GGGGCCAGCCCCAGCGCUGACGUACGCCAGGAUGAGCCGAUCCAUCGCAAAGUUUUUAAUCCCGCCGUCCGCAGCCCCAGCCGCAGCUCCCCUGCGGCUGCCGGGAGCAGGGCGGCCCCCGCGGGUCCCCUGGGUGCCGUGGGACGUGCCAGCCCCCUCAGACACGCUGCUGGGACCGCUGGCAGGGCACGGCCGCGCUCGGCAUGGGGCUCCGGCUGCGCAGGAGCGCCAGCUUCACCCCUGACCACCCUGCCCUCCUGGAGGUGCCUGGCCCCGCCGCCCUGAAAGCAGAAGCGAACGUGCUCGUGAUGGGAGCGGACAGCGUGGGGAAAUCAGCCCUGACUGUGCGUUUCCUUACCAGGCGCUUUAUCGGGGAGUACGGAGACAUGGAAUUCAUCUACAGCCACACCCUGACCGUGGACGGCCGAGAGAUUCUCUUCCACAUCUGGGACGUCCCCAACUCCCAGGACCAGGCAGAUGAUGGCUCCUCAGAGGAGAAGCGAAUCCAGUGGGCAGACAGCUUUGUCCUGGUCUACAGCAUCUGCGACCGUGCCAGCUUCAACAUCCUGCCCCCCAAAAUCCAGUUCAUCAAGGCGGCCAAGGAGGGGCAGAGCCAGGAGAAGGUGCCCAUCGUCAUCGUGGGCAACAAGCGGGACCUGCACCACCAGCGGGUGGUGUCCAGCGAGGAGGGACGGCUCCUGGCCCUCUCCCUGGACUGUGGGUUCUACGAGGUUUCUGCAGCUGAGGCGUAUCACGGGGCCCUCAUGGUCUUCCACGGACUGGCCGAGCGCAUCCCUGACACCAAACUGGCCCUGAAAAAGGGUACCGGCAUCCGGGGCAUCGUCAAGACCAUGUCAGCGGUGUUUGCCCGCAAGCGAACGGACUCCCUCUGAGCCGUGGCCUGGGCGUUGCUUCUCUGCAUGCUGCCUGGCUGGACGGAGCCUCCUCGGGGUGCCCGUGGAGAUGGGCCGCGUUUCCACGAGCACGGCGGUUUCCUUGAGGAACAUACAGCUCCUUCUUUGGGAAGCUGCCCAGGCUGGGGGUGGGCAGGGAGGACAAACCACCUCCACCCUGCUCUGUGUCCCCAAGCUGUCACCUUGGCAUCCUGCUGCUGACCCCGGAGGACAUCAGGCAGGGUCCUUUACCUCCCGUCCCAUCCUCCUUCUCUCCGUGACUCCAGGCGGAGCUGCGCUGGUGACCUUCUCCUCCCGCCCGCAGCCUUUUGGUGGCUGUGGACAUUUCCCUUGUGCAAGUGGCGCGCGGGCUGUGCAUGGGAAAGUCAGGCGCCGGGCUCGUUCCCAGGAUGUGGGAUUGUACCGUGCGUCUCGUAAACCCAGACCUCUGUGAGCCUGCGGGUCCCCAGGGAGGAAGGGAGGUGGGGAGGAGAGCAGGGGAGGCUUUUCCCCUUCCCUGGUGUGCCUGGGAAAGCAGCGUGUAGGAAGGGGGUGGUGUGUGCGGUACAGACAGUGAUUUCUCUGCUCUGUUCUUCUCUAAAUGGAAUAAAUAUUAUUUGGCAGGAAGCCCCUGGCUCCUCGUGGCUG
Oxyura jamaicensis (ruddy duck) is the source of this 1541-nucleotide messenger RNA. RefSeq names its product ras-related and estrogen-regulated growth inhibitor-like protein. Gene Ontology annotation, molecular function: GTPase activity; GTP binding. Lineage: Eukaryota; Metazoa; Chordata; Aves; Anseriformes; Anatidae. The transcript has 4 exons. The coding region runs from base 204 to 893 and encodes 229 amino acids. The record is from RefSeq and is a predicted model, not a curated record.